Molecule: messenger RNA, 267 nt
Organism: Penicillium hordei
Lineage: Eukaryota; Fungi; Ascomycota; Eurotiomycetes; Eurotiales; Aspergillaceae
Exons: 3
Coding region: 1-267 (88 amino acids)
Source: RefSeq, a predicted model, not a curated record
AUGGUUGAAGAUGCUGCAAAUACUAUCUUAAAAAUAGCUAGCGAAGACCGGGUUGAAAAAUCGAGGGUAGAGAGUGAAGAUUACGGUGCUUUACUUCUCUGGUUUAAUCACCUUUCUAUAGACGAAACCGGCUACCGAAUUGGCCAAGGGAAGCAACGUAAGGUUAUUACCUCUCGUAUAAUAAGCGAUAUCCCUACCGGUGGUCAGUCAGAGUCAAUUACCGGUAUUGAAUGUAUUGCUGCCGAUGGCUGGUUAAUGCUACUAUAG